AGAAGCCGACCGGUUCGGACGCCGCGCGAACUCUCACUCGGAAAUCAAAUUAAAAAAAAAUAAAAAUCGUAUUUUCCGAAUCAUAAUCUAUAACAAACAUUCAGUUCAGUUAAGGUGUUAUUAAAUUGUGUACUUUAUAGUUCGUGGUAAACAAUCCAAAGAAUGCCGCCCAUCAUCGGUGUGAACAAAUAACUAUACAAGAAAUCUGAGGUACCACAAUAGAUGGGCCACGGGUCUAAUGUCACGACACUAAGUGAUGAACAAAGGUGCAUACAUUCACAAUGCUAGCGGACGAUGACACACGAUCCAAACAUAAUGGCAGCUACUUCGGAACGACCGACACCUACAAUUUCUUAGAAGACUCAAGACUGAUAUCUUUGCUUAACAAACGAGGUGGCAACCACACCCCUAUAGAAGAAUGGCUGAAGACACUCGAAGAUUUAAGGAACAAAUACAAUAUCUCCGUUAUAAAGGAAUGCGACCGCUUCGAUUAUUGCUCGGGGGAAUUUCGGGAUCUGAUUCUGGGGUACAAUAGUAUACACGGAUACAUCAGUUUAUUGAUCUGCCUAUUCGGUAGCCUGGCCAACGCGUUGAACGUGGCGGUAUUGACACGCAGAGAUCUGGCCGCCGCACCCAUCAACCGCCUGCUCAAGUGGCUGGCCGUUGCCGACGUCUUCGUCAUGCUGGAGUACGUGCCGUUUGCUAUUUACAGAUACCUCUUGUUCCCGGGUCAAACGGAGCGGCCGUUCUCCUGGGCUGUAUACAUGUUAUUCCACAUGCACUUCACGCAGAUCCUGCACACUGCGUCGAUACUGCUGACAUUGUCGCUGGCCAUCUGGCGAUACAUCGCUAUCAAGUACCCGUCUCACGGUCCGUCCCUUUGCACUGAGAGUCGCUGCACCAUCGCCAUAAUGGUCAGCUUCCUCUUGCCUCCCAUACUCUGCAUUCCAUCAUAUUUUGUAUUCACAAUACACCAGGACUAUGCAUUAGACAACAUGCCAACCAAAGUUUACUACGUUGAUUCAAACUACGACGGCCGCCUGUACCAGAUAAACUUUUGGGUUCACGCUGUGGUCAUAAAACUACUUCCUUGCUUGAUUUUGACUGUGAUAAGCGCUUGGUUGAUACGUGUCUUAUAUCGAGCGAACAGUAGGAAGAAAGCCUUAAAAGGAUACAGCGCUUGUCCAGCAAACACCGUCGUGAAUGGCAAUGGUAAUAUAUUUACAAGGAAGUCAACAAAAAGAUCAAAAGCCGAACGUAGAACGGACCGGACAACAAGAAUGCUGGUUGCUGUACUCUUGCUUUUCUUGUUAACGGAGUUCCCGCAAGGAAUUUUGGGUCUAAUGAGCGGAGCUCUUGGCAGGUGCUUUUUCAAGCGCUGCUACGACUUGUUCGGAGAGCUGAUGGAUGCACUGGCACUCCUCAACGGGGCCAUCAACUUCGUGCUAUACUGCGCUAUGUCCAAACAGUUCCGGACCACCUUCAGGCAGAUCAUGUGGAACCGAUGCGGGCCGACCCCCCGCGCGACCUCCCACACCGAACUGCAGACCACUUAUGUAUGAAAGUUGCGUAAACCCGAUGGGGAGUUGGUGUAAGAAUGGACUACAAUAAAUUGUUAUGCUUUAGUUAAUGAAUCACGGUGUUAUGAGUGGCGUUUACUGUAAUAAUGUCUAAUUAUGAUUGCUGUUACUCUCUAAGUGAGCUUACACACACUUAAUUAUUGUCAACUAGCGGACGCCCGCGACUUUUUCACAAAUCCCGCGGGAAUCAAGGAUUUUUCCGGGAUGAAAGUAGCCUAUGUGUUAGUCCAGAGUGAAAUCUAUUUCCAUUCAAAAUUUCAGCCAAAUCGCUUUAGUAGCAAGGAGGAACAAACAAACACACAAACUUUCGUCUUUAUAUAAUUAGUGUGAUUGUGAGUGUGAUUUUAUCUAAGUAUAUACUACUAGCUGACGCCGCGCGGUUUCACCCGCGUGAUUCCCGUUCCCGUAAGAAUACCGGGAUAACAUAUAGCCUUCCUCGAUAAAUGGGCUAUCUAACACUGAAAUAAUUUUUCAAAUCGGACCAGUACUUCCUGAGAUUAGCGCGUUCAAUCAAUCAAACAAACAAACAAACAAACUCUUCAGCUUUAUAAUAUUAGUAUAGAUUUAAUAAGUACGAGUAUAUGCGUGGAAAAGUAAUACCUUACCUAAUUACGAGUAGGUAAGGUUGCCUCCCACACACAAUAAUAUUGUCAAUAAAGUAGGGUAAGGUUUUUUAAAUUGUACUCCAUAAGGAAAUGAUACAGAUCCAGACCACAUUUCGCCAGAUUAUUUGGAACCGACCCACCCCCACCUCC
Bicyclus anynana (squinting bush brown) is the source of this 2335-nucleotide messenger RNA. RefSeq names its product G-protein coupled receptor dmsr-1 (gene NGR-A20). NCBI's taxonomy places the organism in Eukaryota, Metazoa, Arthropoda, Insecta, Lepidoptera, Nymphalidae. Gene Ontology annotation, molecular function: G protein-coupled receptor activity. Gene Ontology annotation, cellular component: membrane. The record is from RefSeq and is a predicted model, not a curated record. Bases 282 to 1562 code for a protein of 426 amino acids. The transcript has 7 exons. Gene Ontology annotation, biological process: G protein-coupled receptor signaling pathway.